Molecule: messenger RNA, 1095 nt
Organism: Aegilops tauschii subsp. strangulata
Lineage: Eukaryota; Viridiplantae; Streptophyta; Magnoliopsida; Poales; Poaceae
Source: RefSeq, a predicted model, not a curated record
AUGGCGCCUCCCAAAAAUCGGUGCCGAUCCGGGUGGCCGGACCUGCCGCCGGAUCUCCUAGGCGUCGUCCUCCACCGUCUGCCGUCCCUCGUCGACCGCGUCCGCCUCCGCGCCCUCCCCUGGAUCCUCUUCGGCGACGGCACCCUGCUGGACGCGGCCAACAGCUGCGCGCACCGCGUGCGCCUCCCGGACGACGCCGCCGGCUGCUACAGCGCGGGCGAGAACAUGCUCUUCGUCAUGCACCACGACGGCCGGUGCUCCCUGAUGGACGCCUUCUCGGGCGCCAUGACCCCCCACCCCGAGCUCGCCGCCCUCCUGCGGUACUACAAGGUCGACCCCCACGACGGGAUGUACAGGAGGAGCAUCGAGAAGGUGGUGGUCUCCGCGCCCUCGGCGGCGCUCCCCGUCAUCGCCGUCCUGACCAGCGACUGCAGAGUCAUCGUCUCGACCCGCCGCCCGGGCGGCGAGGUCAACUCCUGCCUGGAGCUCCUCGGCUUCGAGCUCGGCAAUGGCAGCCCCCGCAAGCCGACCCCGGCCGGAGCCAGGCCCGACGUGGUAGGCGGCGUCCCGCUGAUCGAAGGCAGUCGGGCACACGACUCCCACGACAGUUCUCGGUACAUACGCUACAGGAUUCAGAAAAGAUUUCCCGACAGCGUGGCCCGGCUGUACCUGGUCGAGUCCGACGGCAAGCUGCUGAUGGUGAGGCGAUGGGUGAGAUGGGACGCGCCGGAGAGCAUGGCGAGGCGGCGCGUGAGAUCGGCGGCGGACGGACCGGGUGGUUACAGGCGCAUGGAGCGGACUCAGCGGCUGGACGUGUUCGAGGCGGAGCUGGGAGACGGCAGGCCGCGCGUCGGCCGGUGGAAGAAGGUCUACGGCCUGGGUGGCCGGGCGAUCUUCGUGUGUGCACGGUGCUCCAAGUCUGCCCCCGCCGGCGAUGGAGCUCGAGAAGAUUGUGUCUAUUUCCUGAGACGCCAGUACCUUGGGAGGAAGCCCGGUGAUGGCUCGCUCGGGGACUCCGGCGUGUUCGACAUGAGACGUAAGACGAUCACGGCGUUGCUGCCGGAGUCGUCGGUGCCCGCGCCCCUGCCGGGAUAG